Molecule: messenger RNA, 428 nt
Organism: Struthio camelus australis
Lineage: Eukaryota; Metazoa; Chordata; Aves; Struthioniformes; Struthionidae
Source: RefSeq, a predicted model, not a curated record
AAUGGGAAGAAGAUGGGGAACGGGAUGGAGAUGGGGAACGGGAUGGAGAUGGGGAACGGGAGGACGAUGGGGAACGGGAGGAAGACAGAAUGGAAGACAGAAUGGAAAGAAGAUGGGGAACAGAGUGGAGAUGGGGAAGGGGAGGAAGAUGGGGAAUGGGAGAGGGGGAGCGGGUGGAAGACAGGGAAGGGGAAGAACAUAGGGACUGGGAGGAAGACAGGGAAGGGGAAGAAGACGGGGAGCGGGAAGAAGACGGGGAGGGGAGGAAGACGGGGAGCGGGAGGAAGACGGGGAGCGGGAGGGCGCCGCUACCUUCCAGGCACUUGGCGCUUAGCAGGGUGCCGGUGGGGACUCUGGCCGGGGCCAGGCGCAGACCCGGCGCGCACCGUGCCGAGGCGUCCCGCACCUUUCCCGGCGGUGCCGGGUGA